Messenger RNA from Alternaria burnsii, 1803 nucleotides. RefSeq names its product enth-domain-containing protein. The record is from RefSeq and is a predicted model, not a curated record. The transcript is spliced from 4 exons. NCBI's taxonomy places the organism in Eukaryota, Fungi, Ascomycota, Dothideomycetes, Pleosporales, Pleosporaceae. The coding region runs from base 1 to 1803 and encodes 600 amino acids. Gene Ontology annotation, cellular component: endosome; clathrin vesicle coat; plasma membrane. Gene Ontology annotation, biological process: actin filament organization; endocytosis. Gene Ontology annotation, molecular function: clathrin binding; phospholipid binding.
AUGAGUAAAAUCGCGAGAUCGGUCAAGAACGUCACCAAGGGGUACAGUCAGGUCGAGGUCAAGGUUCGCAAUGCAACCAGCAACGACCCAUGGGGACCUGUAGGGUCUGACAUGGCUGAGAUCGCCCAGAUCACCUUCAAUAGCUCGACCGAUUUCUACCAGGUCAUGGACAUGCUCGACAAGCGCCUCAACGACCGAGGAAAGAACUGGCGUCACGUUCUGAAGUCGCUGAAAGUGCUCGACUACUGUCUACACGAGGGCUCGGAGCUCGUCGUGACGUGGGCGCGCAAGAACAUCUACAUCAUCAAGACAUUGCGCGAGUUCCAGCACACGGACGAGGACGGUCGCGAUGUAGGCCAAAACGUGCGAAUGGCCGCUAAAGAGCUGACUUCCCUCAUCCUCGACGAAGAGCGACUGCGCGCCGAGCGAGCCGACCGGAAAUCAUGGAAGUCGCGGGUAACAGGCAUCGAAGAGUACCCCGGUGGAGGUCACCACGGUCCAGACGGCGGAGAGCGAUCGGCGCGCCCGCGAAACGGUGAACAGCGCCGCAACCGUAGGACCGAGGAGGAAGACCUUGAGCUCAGGCUAGCGCUCGAGGCAAGCAAGAACGAGGCAGAGGAGGAGAAGAAGCGUCGCGAACGCGGAAACAGGGCCGAGGAAACCGACGACGACCUGGAAAAGGCCAUCAAGCUGAGCAAGGAGGAGGAGGAGCUGCGCCGGAAGGAACUUGAGCAGACCAACGCAGACCUGCUAUUCGGCGAGACCACUGCGCAACCAAACACUUACCAGCCUACGGGUAACAACCAGGGAUAUCAGCAGCAGGGUCAAGUAGACUGGUUCGGUAACCUCAUGGACCAGAGCCAGCAGCAACCUCAGAACACUGGUUUCCUCAAUAAUGCGUACGCUCAGCCUACCGGUAUGCAGCCUCAGCAGACGGGCUUCCAGAACGGCUACGGCGGCUACGGCGGCUUCCAACAGCAACAGCCUACAGGCUUCGAUCAGUUUGGCGCCCAGCAGCAGCAGCAAUACUUGCAGCCUCAGCACACUAUUCAGCCACAGCAAACCUCCUUCAAUAACAACCCCUACGGUCAAUUUGGCGGCUUCGGCGACAUGAACCAGCAGCAAAUGCAACAACCGCAACAAGAGCAGUCACUCCAGCCCGGCAGCCACAACCCAUGGGCAAGCAACAACACCCAAGAGGCCCUCAAACCUCAGCCCACAGGCUCCAACAACCCCUUCGCCCAAUCGUUCAACAAACCCCAGCAGCCAACUACAUCAUUUUCACAACCCAGCCUGAACACGCUGAGCGAACAGAAGACGCAAACCCAGUUCAACAACACUCCCUCGUUCAACCCCCCAGUAUCUUUCCAGCCACAACAGACAGCUCAGCCACCUCAGCAACAGCAGCAGAUACCCCAGCCCCCACAAAAAGAGAUGGAUCCUAACGCUGCGCGACUUAACGCGCUUCUCGCGACAGGUGAAGGCCAAGAUACGUUUGGCAACGUGGGCAACAUGCGCAUCCCAGCCCAACACACUGCGCCCGGUACUUUUGUCAACUCGGCUGGGUCUGGCUUGAACCGGGUCAAUGCGAAUGCUACGGGUAACAAUCCGUUUUUGAACAGCCAGUUUACCGGCAUGCCGCAGCAGAAUCGGAUGAUGCCUGCGGCAACUGGACCCGCGAAUGGCUUUGGUAUGGGCGGUGGUUCUAAUCCUUAUGGGAGCGCUAAUCCAUUCGGUGCGCAGCCUGGGCAACAGCAGCAGCAGGGCCGCCAAACUGGUGCUAACAAUCUCAUUGAUUUAUGA